UCUGAAUUACUAAUUUUAAAUUUCCAUUACUCUGAACCCGCUUUCUCUCUCUAAAAUCUUUCAGAGAAAGAGAAAGCUGAUGAAACUCUUUGCCGUCCGGAUUUCUUCCGGCUUCUGUUGCCCGAUUAGUCGGGUUUUAUCGUCUGGCAUCGACCGAAUUCCAUAUCGGUGAUGGCCGGCUUUAGUCCGGCAUCGACCGAGUUCCAUGGCGGUGAUGGCCGGCUUCCUUUUUUCUUCUCCGGCGUAGUCCGGUUUUGUUAUUCGGUGUUGGUGUUAUCGUUUUAAGCGAUUUUUCGUUUAAAGAUGGCUCUUCUCCGACUCGUUUCGGUUUAGACAUGCGGUUUACAGCAAAUUUCAAGGAUAGUUGCGAUUAAAGUUGAAGAAAAGAAGAAUUUUCCUUCGCGUAUUUUAAUUUCCUUUUAGCCGUAAUCUCAAAUUUCGGAGCUUUGAUUCAUCAUACAAGAAGUUUGAUCGGUGAGAAACAAAGGAAUCAAUAGUCGAAUUUCAGUUUUCGAUGAUGAUUUAGCGGAAGUUGUUGUCGGGAAAGCUUUAGAUUUUUCAUCCAAUACGUGUGUUUGUUGUUACCACUUGUUGACACGUGUAUUUGUGUGAGAACAAUGAUAACUUUCUUCAUCCUUAAGUUAUGUAACUGUAUGGACUUUUAUGGGCUGUAAUGUAACCAAGCAUGUUAUGAAUAAAGUUUACACUUACGAGAAAAAAAAAAAAAAAAAAGGUCUCUGGAUCUCUCGUAACUCUCUCUUCUUUCUUUGUUUUUCGAAACUAUUGAUUCCUUAAGAUCCAAUAAUAAGUUCAACAAUAUGACACAAUUGUGAAUUGAUGCAGUAUAAGCUACAUUGAAGUAUGGGAUCCGUAUCGCUAAAGAUUGGCGAUGGAAGCGCAAGAUUCAAGCGAUCAACGCUUUUUUCUUCCGCCAUCAACCUCCUUAUGCUUUUCUCUAUAGUCACUACAAAUCUCUUUGCAUUAUACGCCUUCUCGUCUCGGUCCCAAUCCCACACGCCACAUCCUCUUCAUUCCAACAAUGUCUCUUUGGUUUCUCAACAUCUAUCACUCAUCCUCAGAGAAAUCGAUUCGUCCCACCGUACACUCUCUCUAAUGGAGAAACAAAUGAUUGGUUUUGAAUCUCUCGAUCUUUCACAUCAAGAAGUUCCACAAGAGCUUAAACUUUUCCUCCAACAACAUCAGCUUCCUCUUGGUAAAGAUUCUCGUACUGGUAUCACACAUAUGGUUGCAUCUGUUGGACAUUCCUGUGAAAUGUCUCUAGAUUUGUUAUCUCAGUAUAUGUCGUACAAUGUGUUUGAAAAGUGUCCGGAUGAUUGGAGCCUAGCACAGAAGUUGAUUCUCCGUGCUUGUGAACCGUUGCCACGCCGUCGUUGUUUGGCUAAAACAGUACAGAAGACGGGUCUCGCUUGGUUUCCUGAUUCUUUGUGGAGACCAGUUAGUAACAGUAGUGUUAACUGGAGCGGUCUUGGCUGCAAAAGUUUCGAAUGCUUGAAAGCUAAGAAACUGAGCCGGAAUUGUGUUGGUUGCUUUGAUCUAGCUACUAGUCAUGAGAAAGACAGGUUUGUUAAGGUUAAAGGGAAGACUGAUUUCUUGAUAGAUGAUGUUUUGGGUUUAAGCGAUGGGAAAAUCCGAAUCGGGUUUGAUAUUAGCAGUGGAUCAGGUACAUUUGCUGCUAGAAUGGCUGAAAAGAAUGUGAAUAUAAUCAGUAACACAUUGAAUAUAGAUGCUCCUUUCAGUGAAUUCAUAGCUGCGCGAGGGGUUUUUCCGUUGUUCAUUAGUUUGGAUCAGAGAUUACCGUUCUACGACAAUGUUUUCGAUCUCAUUCACGGUUCCAACGGAUUGGAUUUAGCGGCUAGUAAUAAACCCGAGAAGCUGGAGUUCUUGAUGUUUGAUCUUGAUCGGAUCUUGAAACCCGGUGGAUUGUUCUGGUUAGACAAUUUCCAUUGCGGUAAUGAUGAGAAGAAGAGAGUUCUUACACGUUUGAUAGAGCGGUUUGGGUAUAAGAAGUUAAAAUGGGUUGUUGGAGAGAAAACUGAUGUAGAGGUUUAUCUCUCGGCUGUUCUGCAGAAGCCUGCCAGGAUUUGAUUGAUUUUUGUUGCUUUUAAAUCAAGAUUUUGAUAUUUUCUUACGUUAUAAAUUUUUUUAUAAGUGUGAAUUUGUAUUUUGGGGUUUUGUCUGAUCAUGUAUGAUAGACAGUUGUGCUGUAUGUUUGUGCCAACAUCAUUUAAACCUGAUUCUCAAGCGAUCUCUUAUAUUUGAAAUUUUGCUU
This is a messenger RNA of Arabidopsis lyrata subsp. lyrata, 2290 nucleotides long. RefSeq lists its product as uncharacterized. Gene Ontology annotation, molecular function: methyltransferase activity. NCBI's taxonomy places the organism in Eukaryota, Viridiplantae, Streptophyta, Magnoliopsida, Brassicales, Brassicaceae. Bases 862 to 2106 code for a protein of 414 amino acids. The transcript has 2 exons. The record is from RefSeq and is a predicted model, not a curated record.